Aspergillus puulaauensis is the source of this 699-nucleotide messenger RNA. Its product is annotated as zinc finger MYND domain-containing protein. The record is from RefSeq and is a predicted model, not a curated record. Bases 1 to 699 code for a protein of 232 amino acids. NCBI's taxonomy places the organism in Eukaryota, Fungi, Ascomycota, Eurotiomycetes, Eurotiales, Aspergillaceae. The transcript is spliced from 3 exons.
AUGGCGAUGCAGGCACUCGCAGACGUCCUCGCAAACACAAACGCAAACGACACUGAAUCCAACGAAAACCCUCAGGAGCCCAUCAAUACCUCACACCCCAAUCAUCAACCAAUACCGAACCCCAGAGAAUGCUUUGUUGGCGAAAUCGUCAUGGUCGGGACCAGCAGCAUGUUCAACACCGAAGUGCUAGUGAAGGAUAAAGAGGACACCGAACUGCGAGUCGGCUUCGCAUUCCCCCCAGAUGGAUAUGGCUACGAAGGGGUGCCUACAGAAUUCCUGAAAAGGGGACUAACGAUGCUCAUUCUGCAUCCAUCUCGCAUUGCAAUGAAUGGAGGGGGGGAGUUGAUUGUCGUUCAUAAUCCGAAACAUAUCAAGAUCCUGCCAUUUAGAAUGUCCUUCUACCUACGGCUCUGCGAGAGAGUCACCGAGUUUAGAUCUGUCGUCGGCAGACAGCGGAUCUGUUUUGGAUGCGAGACCAGGAAGUACGGGCUGGAGCGGUGUCCUCGCUGUAAAAUGUCCUAUUUCUGCAGCCGUGCAUGCCAGGCCGAGUCCCUCUCCCGAAAAGGACACAGGAGGGACUGCGGUAUCAUCCGAGACCCGGACAUUACAGCUUUAUUACUUGGCAAAUGGGAGCAGUUGGGAGAAUUCCGCUCUGUCUCUUUGCAGGCGCAUCUCCAGCAGGUUCCGGAUAUCUUAUGA